This is a messenger RNA of Parnassius apollo (apollo), 1011 nucleotides long. NCBI's taxonomy places the organism in Eukaryota, Metazoa, Arthropoda, Insecta, Lepidoptera, Papilionidae. The record is from the annotation of a GenBank genome assembly.
AUGAAUGAAUUAACCCAUUUUGAGAUAUUUCUUUACUGCCUAGGCAAUAAAUGGCAUCAACGACGUAAAAUGUUGACACGUACAUUCCAUUUCAAUAUUUUGAAGAAGUAUUCUCGUACGAUGAUUGAACAAGCAGAAGAGCUAUUGGUGAAAAUCCAGGCCGAAGUUGGCAACAACCAAACUGAUGUACUGCCUUUAAUAACAAAAACAACGCUGAACGUCAUGUGUGAAACUGCUAUGGGUACCUCAAUGAACAAAGACCAACAAAUAAUAUCAGAUAAAUAUUUUCAAGCUAUUCACAGGAUUGGCCAAUCUGUUGGCCAAAGAUUAGUAAGAGUUUGGUUAUACAUCGACGCUAUAUUUGCUUGCUCUAAAAUUGGGAAAAUUCAAAAAAAGGCCAUUAAAGAUCUGCAUGAAUUUACCAUGAAAAUAAUACAGGAGAGAAAAGACUAUUUGACAAACAAUAAUGUUAUAACAAAUGCAGAUGGAGAUGAUGAAGUAUACGGUAAAACAGGUAGACUAGCAAUGCUAGAUUUACUUCUGGAAAAUGAGAAGCAAGGAAUGAUAGAUGUUGAGGGUAUCAGGGCAGAAGUUGAUACAUUUAUGUUUGAGGGCCAUGACACAACGGCAAUGGCGCUUUCUUUUAUGAUAACGCGAAUUGCUAACGAGCCAGAAAUUCAAAAUUCAAUAUAUGAAGAAAUGCUGAGUAUUUUUGGCGAAUCUCAGAGACGUCCAACUUUAGAGGAUCUCACCAAAAUGAAAUAUUUAGAAUGCUGCAUCAAAGAAUCUCUUAGACUUUACCCUAGCGUACCAUUCAUAUCCAGAUAUAUAACAGAAGAAGUUGAACUAAGUCAAAAAUUUGCUAUGAUGGAAAUGAAGACAAUGAUGUCAAGUUUACUCAGAAGAUUCCGUGUCGAACCAGUCACAAAGCCCGACGACAUCACCUUUACAUGCGACCUCGUUCUACGCGCCACGCAUCCUUUGUUUGUCCGAUUUUUGCAAAGAAAAUAG